This is a messenger RNA of Durotheca rogersii, 5363 nucleotides long. Its product is annotated as nacht and tpr domain-containing protein. Bases 159 to 4718 code for a protein of 1519 amino acids. The transcript has 4 exons. The record is from RefSeq and is a predicted model, not a curated record. NCBI's taxonomy places the organism in Eukaryota, Fungi, Ascomycota, Sordariomycetes, Xylariales, Xylariaceae. Gene Ontology annotation, molecular function: protein binding.
UGUCCUUCUAGUUGGCGAGUCGGCCCAUGCAGGGCCUUCUCCGACACCUCCCGUUGCAUGCUCCACGCGCCACCCGUCGGCCGGCACGUCGCUUGGAACCAGCUACGUGACAGGAUCCCUGAGGUAUCGCGGGACGUCGAGAGAGCGGGACGGGAGACAUGGCGCACAAGUUGGAGGCGAUGUGGCAGAAUGCCGCAGACAACUUCCUGAAGAAGACCGGAAAGUCCAUACGCAAGAACCCGCCCACCACACUGGAAUCCUGUGUUGCCGCCGUCGAGCGCAGCCGGCUUUUAGGUCUACGGGAGCCCGAAGCGGAAUCCAACGCCGAUAAGGCGACCGCCUGGGGCAUGUACGUGAUAAAAUGUCUCCAGGUGUUUGGCGGGAUAACCUCGCAGGCGGCCGACAUGGCGUUCCCCGCCUCGAGCAUGUGCUUCAACGCGAUUUCGCUGCUCCUCGAUAUCCCGCAGGAGAUUCACGAAUUCCAUACCGCCGUGAAUGGGCUGUUCGAGGCCAUUGGUCCUACGUUGAGCCACUUCAAGAUGUACGACCAGAUGGAGCAAUUCGACAACCUCGACUCUGAGCUGCUACUGGCCAUACAGGAGAUGAUGAUCUGCUUCGUCGACAUCUGCGCAUUGUCCAUCGUGCUCCGAGAGUCGACUUCGUUCCGAACGAAGCUCAAGAUAAAAGCCAAGCUUCUUCUGCUCAAGGAUGACUCGGGCGUCCGGGACCAGCUGAAUCGGUUGAAAACCCUCUCGCAGUCGCACAGCCAAGUACAAGGAACUCAGAUCUUGAAACUUGCUGCCGACUCCAACAGUCAGCUCAAACGGUUGCUCGACAGGGCAGACCGCACAGAGCAAGCCAUCUUAGAGACUCAUGCUAAUAUCACCAUCUUGAAGGACUCGGAUGACGAGCGCAAGAGAGAGGAAGGCAGCAGAAACCGUUUAAGAAUGAUUAACGAAAAGCUCGGGAUAAGCACCAAAGUAGAGGAACCAUCGACCAAUGCAGGCGACGAACUUUGGAAAGCGGCCGCGAGCGGGACGGGAGAAUGGAUUUGGCACCAGCCCGAGUUCCAAAAAUGGGCUGACGGUGUAGAUUCCAAUAGAAGUAAUAUACUCUUUCUCUCCGGCGGUCCCAACACUGGCAAGACUUUCCUCACGUCCGUCAUCCUCCAUCAGCUCCGGGGGAAAUGCCAGUACGGGGGCGUGCAAUCGUCUCGAAUACUGAUUGGAAGCUACUUCUUCUCCUCAAAUAAGAAAGGAAGUGGUAAAGAUGACGAAAAUUGGAAGCCCCUCCAUACGGCCAUCAAGGCCAUGGCCUGCCAACUAGCAGAGCAAGACAGUGCGUUUGAGAAGGCUUUGUCCGAAGUUCUUGGCAAGGAAGAGGUCAGCGAUGUUUUUUUGAAGGACGCUACCUGUGCAAAGCUCUGGGAACUACUUGGCGUUGGCUCACCGCGGGGACGGGCAACGCACUACCUCCUCUUCGAUGGGUUGGCUGACCUAGGGGUUCGUGCUAGAGAAGCGGUGGGGCAAUUGAUGGACAUCAUCAGGGACAUAGAUCAAACCAAGCCUUCCGUUCGAGUUCUUGUGUCUAUGAGGCCGGACUCACUAGAGCCACGACCGCACUUCCGCCAUCUGGAGAUCAACGUUGAGCAACACAACGGGAGUGACCUCAGAGGGUACGUCGACGACACUCUGAAGAAGAUGGACAUACUGCAGGAAUCCGACGAUGACUCGACGAGAAUAAGGGAGAGCGUUCUCAAAAAGCUCUCCACUCAGAUGAGGGGGAACUACUACAAGGUCAAUACCGCCUUGGAAAGCCUCCGCAACAUCGUUGAUAACGAUGGUACCGAGGAACAAGUAGAAAGAGUGCUCGAAGCCUCCCGCGAAGACCAGAAUGCGAUACUCCAAGCCCAAAUCAACGAAUUACAACUCGCGUUGGGCCCACAAGAUAUCUGCGAGCUCAACGAGCUUCUUAAAUGGGCCAUAUUUGUCAAGUUUAACAAUCUUACUGUUGAGCUAUUGAAGGCUGCUCUAUUUCUCCGGUUCCGCAAGCAUUCCAUACAACCACUCGGGAAGAAAAUGAGGACAAAGUACGCCAAAAUCUUUAAUGUUUCCGACGAUGGAUCUGUCGAAGUCGUCGAUGGUAUGGCGGCUUGCUUGAUAAAGCCGAGGACAGAACCUCGGAAUAUGGAUGAGACCCCGAGGUUCUCAGCUACGAUUACUAUCACAAAAGGUGAUCGUACAAGCGUCCAGUCAUUCUUCUGGAAGCUAGCCAACGAAAUCAACAGAUAUGACCUGGACGACGAUACCGGCACUAAGAAUACCGCAAAAGAGAAUAUCCAGGUCAAUGAGUUCGAAGCCCAUCUCACUAUCGUCAGGCGCAUACUCCAGCUUAUUUCGGAAGAUCCAAACCCCAAAACAGAAGCUCUCGGCCUAUACGCGCUGAGCUUUCUUCCCGAUCAUCUGAACGACCUUAAGAAUUUAGAGACGCCGAAUGGGCCCGAUAUACUGAAGGCCUCGGAGAAGCGCGAGAUUGGAGAUGGGCUAAUCAGACUGUUUCUAAACACCAGAGGCAUCGAGAAGCACUGGGACAUUUGCAAAUGGGUGAUGUGGUUCGGCGACAAGCGCGAAAUUGGCAUAUUCCUGAAGUGGCUAGGCGACAAAUCCGUCACAGGCCAUCUCGGACCACGCGAUAGCCAAUGGGUUAAGGAUGUGGCAAGAGACAAGAAGCCAGAGCGCCUGGUACUUUUGGACAUCAUGAAGAUGUUGGCUAAGCGCUGGUUACGGGACGAUUCUUGGAGAGCACCCAAGGUCUUCCGAUGGCUCCAUGGUUAUCUCACAAUGAUCGGUUUCGAUGAUGAUGGCGGUCGCCCAAAUACAGGCCGAGGUACCGCCCCGAGCGAUGAUGCCGCCCAGAACUCAGGUUCAGAGGAGGUGACUGUUACUAUGGUAGAAGAUUGGUGUCGGAAACAUGCCUUGAAAGAGGCAGUGCCCGAUUCCCUCUGGUAUCAACGAUUAGGCGAUACAUAUUAUCACAGAGACGAAUCUGAUUUGGCCAUCAGUUCGUACCAGAAGGCCAUCGAACUCAGCAGUCAGGAUCCAUCGGGUGACGAGGGGCUUACGAUCAGCCUGGGGGGUAACCCGGGCAACUCAAGGAGCACCCAAGCGGACGCGACAGCAGGAUUGGCAAAGAACGACAUGCCACAAAACAAGACAAGGCUUAUCAGCAUCUACCUCCGGCUUUCUGAGUGGCACUAUCAACUUCAUCAACCGGAACCUGCAAUCAAGUACGUGAAUCAAGUCCUCGACUUGAUGCCAAGCCAGGCAGAAGCCCUGUACCGGCUUCUCAGGAGUUGCUUGAUGAACGGCCACAACGAGGGCUACGCAAAGGUCUGGCACCGGCUCACUAACGGCCCUGACGAUAAGCGCAAGCCAGGCUCCCUAACCGAAAUCCUCCAACAACUCAUAGCGGAUGACGCCUCCGAUGAGUUGAUCAUGAGGUUGUUCUCCUUCGUGUCUGCCGAAUCCGGCGAUUCCCUGUUUCUUCUCGAGGAGAUAAAAGUCGCCAUCGCUCUUGCCCAAUCGCAGGGGCAAUCGUAUGUCAAGGCCGGACUACUGUUGUACGAGGGCGCCGCCCGACACUAUUUCCAAGACGACACCGUGCUCGGCGACGCCGAUAUUGGUUCGUGGAAUCGGUGCCUUGAGAGCUGCAGUGGGUUUACAGGAUUUACGCGUUCUUGGCCCGGGCCGCAAGCGACAAGGCUCAUCAGCGCUUACCACUUCGACCGCGCUCGAGCCGAGACGAACCCGUCCGGCAGGGAAAAGCACAUCCGCGACCUCAGGACGUUUGUCGGUAACGAUUUGCCGUUCAUCUUGUCCCCGGCCAAGACGUAUCUGGCUUCCUUCUACGUCCUCAGCGAAGCGCGGAGCCGGGGCGAGGACGUGCUUCAGGGGAUCAUGAGCUCCGGGCUGGACGCGCUAUCCGACGACGUGAGCGAAAACGACCGGGAAGGGUACGGCAUCGCCGCCGCGGUCUUGCUGAGUUGCAGGGAUGACCUCAACGCCCUGUCCGCGUUCUCGCACCUCUUGUGCAAGCCGCCCGGGCCCGACGUUCUCGGCUGGCUGCUGGAUUUCGACUCGGAGGCGGCCCAGCACGCCAGCCGCGACGUCCAAGCGGCGGUGCGGGCGCAGUUCCGCGGGCCGCAGCUCCUGUCCGAGCAGCUCGGAUUCGCGCUGGGGCACGUAGACGGCCUCCUGUCCUCGUCGGCGCCGAGCGGCGACGGCGCGGGCGGCGCGGGCGCCGCCCAGGGGCUCGAGGAGGUCCGGGCUCGGCUCCGCCAGCUGGCAAAGGCCGAACCCGGGCUCCGCGUGCAGAGCGGCUGCGACGGGCCGUGCGAGCGGAAGUGGGACUUUGAGAACCCCGUGUACGCGUGCCGGUACUGCCUCGACACCAUCUUCUGCGGCGAGUGCCUGCAGAGGGUGCGGCGCGGCGACAAGAUAUUCACGUUCCGCGGGCUCGCGUGCAACGCGACGCACGACUGGCUGUGCCUGCCGCGCCGCGAGAAGCAGGAGUGGAUCGAGUGCCUGAUGGGGAACGUGCGGGUCGGCGGCCGGCUCGAGGGCGGCGUCCGCGUCGGCGGCGAGCUCGCCAGCGUCUCCGAGUGGCUGGGCACCCUGCGGCGCAAAUGGGGGGCGGGAAACGCGGACGAGUCGGACUGAGGCCGACGCGGGAUGGGCUGGCAAUGCGUCGCGGAAGCGCGCUGAGUGUUGUCGAAAGACGGCGUUCGCGGGGAUCGACGCUGCCCCCCCCCGAGGCAGACGAAUCCCGCUACAUACUUAUAACCACGAGUAUCAUCUGCUCCUGUACGUAAUCCUUUGUAGCCCGGUGCCUCCUGCGUAAACGCACACAUGCACACCACAUACGUCUCUCACCAGAGCAACUCGAGCCUUGCAGAGUGUAGAGGCAACUAGAUCUGUUGCCUACGUACCUACGUCCAAGCUGGUUGUGGAAUCAGCUCACGUCCGUGACGCUCUACGCACACCGGCUAUCCGAAUGUCCCAGGGAUUGGAAUCUAGUGCCGGGAGGAUCUCGCGCCAAGCAGCAGGGUUCUCUGCGUUGCGUUGUCCCUAUGGGUAGACUUGCAGCAUUGGCGUCGUGCUGCCUAGCUAACCCUUCCCAAGGGACGUAACUAACUAGUUUCCAAGACAGACGACUAACAUUCUCUCCUCACCCUACCCGACGAUCUCAGGCGCUGAACGGGAACAUAGAUACGGAAGAGUGUCCGCCUUUCACUCUCUAAAGGGAGCCUCCACGACGCGUAUUCCCGACAGGAGAAGCCGUAGGGAGAAUUCUAUAGUAUGUAA